AUGCGGCUCGACGUCAAGAGGCAACUCUUUGCCCGCUCGGAGCGGGUUAAGGGCGUCGAUUUCCACCCAACCGAGCCCUGGAUCUUGACAACUCUGUACAGUGGCCACGUCUAUGUUUGGUCCUAUGAAACACAGUCCAUUAUCAAGACCUUCGAACUCACCGAUGUCCCCGUCCGCGCUGGUCGCUUUGUGGCACGCAAGAACUGGAUCGUGACCGGUGCCGAUGACUUCCAACUCCGCGUCCAUAACUACAAUACCUCCGAGAAGAUCACUUCCUUUGAAGCGCACCCGGACUAUAUUCGUGCAAUUUGCGUCCAUCCUACCCAACCAUUUAUUCUCACAGCCUCCGAUGAUAUGAGCAUCAAACUUUGGAACUGGGAUAUGGGAUUCAAAUGCGUUCAGGUCUUUGAGGGUCAUGGUCAUUAUGUGAUGGGCCUCGCUUUCAAUCCCAAGGACACGAACACAUUUGCCUCUGCUUGUCUUGAUAGGACAGUCAAGAUCUGGUCGCUUGGAUCGCCAAACGCGAACUUUACACUCGAAGCUCACGAGACAAAGGGAGUCAAUUCCGUUGAGUACUAUCCCAACCAGGAUAAACCUUAUCUUUUAACCACAUCGGAUGACAAGACCGUGAAGGUGUGGGACUAUACCACGAAGGCCCUCAUCGCCACAUUGGAAGGUCACACUAGCAAUGUUUCCUUCGCUUGUUACCACCCUGAGCUUCCUGUGAUCAUCUCCGGUUCAGAGGAUGGAACCGUCAAGCUCUGGAAUAGUAAUACUUACAGGCUGGAGCAGUCAUUAAGCUAUGGCUUGGAACGAGCAUGGUGUGUUGCCUACCAGCGUGGCCGGCAAGGAAUUGCAAUGGGCUUCGAUGAUGGUGCAGUGGUUGUUAAGAUGGGCCGGGAGGAGCCCGCUGUCUCAAUGGACGGAUCUGGUAAGCUCAUUUGGGCUCGACACAACGAGGUUAUUUCAUCGGUCAUUAAGGGCGGUGAUGCAACCCUCAAAGAUGGUGAGCCUCUUGUGUUGGCGACAAAGGAGCUCGGACAAUGCGAAAUCUACCCACAAAGCCUUUCCCACUCACCUAACGGACGUUUUGUGUCUGUUUGCGGUGAUGGUGAGUACAUCAUCUAUACUGCGUUGGCGUGGAGAAACAAGGCCUUUGGCCAAGCCCUGGAUUUUGCCUGGGGCUCUAAGGAUAACAGCAACGAUUAUGCUAUCCGUGAAUCCACAACCAGCGUCAAGAUCUUCAAGAACUUCAAAGAACAGAGCAGCGGCCUCGAUGUUGGCUUUCAAGCCGAAGGCUUGAGCUCUGGUGUCUUGUUGGGUGUUAAGGGACAAGGAGGUAUUGGGUUGUUUGACUGGGAGACCGGCAACUUGGUCCGAAGAAUUGAAGCCGAACCCAAAGAGGUUUAUUGGAGCGAGAGCGGCGAGCUUGUAACACUUGCUUGCGAUGAUGCCUUCUACGUCCUCCGCUAUUCCCAGGAGGCUUAUGCUGAGGGUCUCGCCAACGGCGAGGCUGACGAGGAUGGUGUCGAGGCAGCUAUGGAGCUGGUCGCUACCAUCAACGAGACUGUCCGAACCGCCGAGUGGGUUGGUGAUUGCUUCAUCUAUACCAAUUCCACCAACCGUCUGAACUACCUCGUGGGUGACCAGACCUACACCAUUUCCCACUUCGACCAGCCCAUGUACUUGUUGGGAUAUCUCCCCCGCGACGCUCGGAUUUACCUGUCUGACAAGGAUGUUAAUGUUAUGUCCUUCGCUCUCUCUCUGUCGCUAGUGUCUUACCAGACCUGCGUUCUUCGUGAAGACAUGGAGAUGGCUGCCGAGCUACUCAAGGAUGUACCCGAGGAUCAGAUGAACAAGGUCGCUCGCUUCCUUGAGGGUCAGGGAUACAAAGAAAUGGCCCUUGAGGUCGCUACAGACUCGGAGCACCGUUUUGAUCUAGCCUUGUCACUUAACGACCUUGAGACCGCCCUUGAAAUUGCUCGUGAAACUAACACUGAACACCGAUGGAAGAUCGUAGGCGAUGCCGCCCUCGCUGCCUUCAAUCUUGCUCUAGCCCAGGAGUGCUUCACCAAUGCUAAAGACGUUGGUUCUCUCCUACUGCUGCACACCGCUAGCAAUAACCGAGAAGGUCUUCGCUCCCUGGUCGUUCAGGCUUCUGAGUCCGGGCUGCACAACGUUGCUUUCUCCAGCCUGUGGGCUUUGGGAGACGUUGACGGUUGCAUUGAUCUUCUCGUCAAGUCCAAUCGAUUUGCCGAGAGUGUUUUGUUCGCCCAGACCUACAAGCCCUCUCGAGCCCCUGAGCUUACUGUGAAGUGGAAGGAGUCUCUCGAGGGCUCAGGCAAGACCAAGGUGGCCCGCCUGAUUGGUGUGCCUCCUGGUGCUCCUGAUGUUAUCUCCACGGAUGAUGAUCUUUUCCCCGAAUGGGACGAAUACAUUCGCCUCGAGAAGGAAGGCAUUGUCCCCGAAGCCCCCUUGUCAGCGUCACUGAUUGAUAUUGAUGGCGACAACGAGACUGCAGCGAACGGCGGUCCUGCGGAAGAACCAGAAGCCGAGGCCGAGGCUGAGGCUGAAGAGGAGAGCGAGGAGGCAGAGUAA
Messenger RNA from Penicillium macrosclerotiorum, 2598 nucleotides. RefSeq names its product coatomer subunit beta'. Gene Ontology annotation, cellular component: COPI vesicle coat. Gene Ontology annotation, molecular function: structural molecule activity; protein binding. Gene Ontology annotation, biological process: intra-Golgi vesicle-mediated transport; intracellular protein transport; retrograde vesicle-mediated transport, Golgi to endoplasmic reticulum. Bases 1 to 2598 code for a protein of 865 amino acids. The record is from RefSeq and is a predicted model, not a curated record. NCBI's taxonomy places the organism in Eukaryota, Fungi, Ascomycota, Eurotiomycetes, Eurotiales, Aspergillaceae. The transcript has 10 exons.